Molecule: messenger RNA, 1097 nt
Organism: Ylistrum balloti
Lineage: Eukaryota; Metazoa; Mollusca; Bivalvia; Pectinida; Pectinidae
Product: serine/threonine-protein phosphatase 6 regulatory ankyrin repeat subunit B-like
Exons: 3
Coding region: 1-789 (262 amino acids)
Molecular function (GO): protein binding
Source: RefSeq, a predicted model, not a curated record
AUGGCGAUCUGUCUGAUCGAUGCCAUCAGGAAUGGCGAUUUGAAAACAGCAAAGAAGAUGCUACAACAGAGCACUUUUCCGAACAUUGAUGCUCAAACGUGUCGCCGAGACGGCACUGCACUGUAUUGGGCGUGUAGCCUUGGGUUCUUGGAUAUACUACAAUUGCUGCUUCUCCAGGGCGCCAAUAUCAGUACCCGGACAGAGUGGGGGGCCACACCCCUUUCUGCUGCAUCCGAUAAUAACCACACGCAAAUCGUAAGAAUCCUGUUGAAGCUGGACUGUGACGUGAAUUCAAAGACAAGUGCUGGUAACACGUCGUGUCACCUGGCAGCUUACCGAGGGUUCUCUACUGUUGUACAAUUGCUGGUCGAGGGUGGAGCCGAUAUACGGUUACGUAACAACAAAGGCCAGACUGCAGUAGAUUUGGCAAAGAACGCUGGGCACACCAAGAUUGCUACUUAUCUCAAUGCUGUGUCCGAAAUAUUUCAAACUAAGGAGUUGGUCAACAGACAGAAGGCACCAGCUAGUACCAGUAAAUUGAACGUUCGGGUAGUGACAAAGUCAGAUAAACCAGUUCUUAACACACGAGUACACGACAACACAUUGGACAACUACACACCAAGGUCGCACGUGCCUUACACACCCACCUCUCGGACUAUAAAAUGUGCCAAAGAAGGAUUUACUAAUUCUGUGUGUCAAUUUUUAGAAAAUGACUUAAAUGAUUUAUCUACUUCAUGUCCUGAGAAACGUAAGAUGUCAUACAACAAUAUUGUGACGUUAGGUCAGUGACGUCACAAAACGUCUCGUUUUAUCAAUAAGAAAUCCGUUAAUCAUAAAUGUGGGCAUUGUGUGGUAAAGAACGGGUCUUUGUUUCUAUUUUUAGAGUAUACCUAAACAGGUCCUAUUGUAACCGUAACUUUUUGUGUGCACGUGUGUAUAGUAUACAUAUUUCAGGUCACCAAAUAAAAAGUAAGAGUACAUUAAAUUUGUAAGUUUAACGUCUAUACAAAUAGAAUAUUAUUAACGUCUAUACAAAUAGAAUAUUAUUAACGUCUAUACAAAUAGAAUAUUAUUAACGUCUAUACAAAUAGAAUAUU